Messenger RNA from Rhagoletis pomonella (apple maggot), 7859 nucleotides. It is a transcript of the gene cora, whose product is annotated as protein 4.1 homolog. Gene Ontology annotation, cellular component: plasma membrane; cytoskeleton. NCBI's taxonomy places the organism in Eukaryota, Metazoa, Arthropoda, Insecta, Diptera, Tephritidae. The transcript has 17 exons. Bases 562 to 5787 code for a protein of 1741 amino acids. The record is from RefSeq and is a predicted model, not a curated record. Gene Ontology annotation, molecular function: actin binding; structural molecule activity.
AAUUAGUUGUAGUCAGUUCGAGUCUCUUGUUCGUGCCGUUCGCUUGUGUUUUCGAAUAUUGUAUCCGUAAAAUUCUUUGGUGCUACGCUAAAAUAUUUUUACAAGAUACAAACAGCUACAUACAUACCUAUAUGUAUAUAUGCAGAUAAAAGAAAAAAAAUAGAACUGAAUGAGUUUUUAGUGAUUCUUGAAUACUAAGAAUUGAUAAAAUUUCGGUUUUGGUAGUGAACAUAAAAUGAAAACCGCCAGUUAAAAGUAAUACGAAGUGAGAAAGUGUGCGUUAACUUCGUUAAAGGCAACAAAUAACUAAUUUUUUGCAUGCAAAGAGUGAUUUCCACCUAGACAACAUACCUUUAAAAUUUGUAGAAAACAAGAAGAAGAUACAAGCCGUAUCCAGCCGGAAACUUUUUGAACAAAAUUCUAUUUUGUCAUUCUAAUCUUCACAUUAACAAAGUGGUAAAACUUUGGUGGCGGUUUCUGUUAACGAAAGGAUACACAAAAGAGAAAUAGAUAAAUCCAGUACAAAACUGUCAACAUUAGUAAAAUAGGACAUUAGGAAAAAUGCCAGCGGAAACGAAAACUGCCACCGCUGCUACCGAGGCUGAUACGCCUUCGAAGAAUAAAAAAGCGAAUACGACCGGAAAAGCUGGACUGGCACGUGUCACGUUGCUUGAUGGCUCUCUGCUUGAUGUCACAAUCGAUCGUAAAGCCAAAGGCCGCGACCUGCUUAACACCAUUUGUGCUGGGCUUAAUAUUGUGGAAAAAGACUACUUCGGUUUGACUUAUGAAACGCCCGUAGAUCCACGCACCUGGUUGGAUUUGGAUAAACCAGUUUCUAAGUUUUUCCGUAGUGAUCCUUGGGUGCUACAAUUCGCAGUGAAAUUUUAUCCACCGGAGCCUGCACAGUUGCAAGAGGACAUUACUCGCUACCAGCUAUGUCUGCAAGUGCGUAACGAUAUCCUCGAAGGUCGUUUGCCAUGCACAUUCGUCACGCAUGCUCUGCUAGGUUCGUACCUAGUACAAUCGGAGAUGGGCGAUUAUGACCCGAAAGAGAUGCCCGAUCGCCGUUAUUUGAAGGACUUUAAAAUAGCACCAAACCAAACACCAGAGUUGGAGGACAAGGUCAUGGAUUUGCACAAGACUCACAAGGGCCAAGCACCUGCUGAAGCAGAAUUGCAUUACUUGGAAAAUGCCAAGAAACUAGCUAUGUAUGGGGUAGAUUUGCACCCGGCCAAAGAUUCGGAGGGUGUUGACAUCAUGCUGGGUGUCUGCGCAUCGGGGUUGCUUGUGUACCGAGACAAAUUACGAAUCAAUCGCUUCGCAUGGCCCAAGAUUCUCAAGAUUUCUUACAAGCGUCAUCACUUCUAUAUCAAGAUACGUCCCGGGGAAUUUGAGCAGUAUGAAUCCACUAUUGGCUUUAAAUUGGCCAAUCAUCAGGCAGCUAAGAAAUUGUGGAAGUCAUGUGUGGAGCACCAUACAUUCUUCCGGCUUAUGACGCCCGAACCACCGACCAAAACAUCACUGUUCCCUCGUUUCGGCUCAAAGUACAGAUACUCAGGGCGCACUUUGUAUGAAAGUAAGCGGAAUCCAAUUGAUCGUACAGCGCCGAAGUUCGAUCGGAGUUUGUCUGGUAGACGUUUGACAUCGAGAAGCAUGGAUGCUCUCGCAAUGGCCGAGAAGGAGAAAGAUGCUCAGAAACGUCACACCAUGGGACAUCCACCAGAGCAUAUUCCCGAUUUUGAUUCACCACGUAGUCGAAGUCCAUUGAAAAAGGAUAAGAAAGAGAAGUUGAAACGUGAAUCGAGCACUGGUACAGCUUCCGCCUCUUCGCAGAGCUCACUCGAAGGCGAUUAUUCGACCCAUACCGGUGCUGAUGUGGCAGCCGGCGAGUCAGCUUCGGCCGUCGCCUAUUUUGGCAAGGAUCAGGCUGAUGCGGAAAAGGAGGCUAAACUGAAGAAGAAACAACAAGAAAAAGAGGAGAGGGAACGCAAGGAACGCGAGAAGAAAGAAAAGGAGGCCCAGGAGAAGGCUGCCAAGGAGAAAGCCGCAAAGGAGAAGGCAGCUAAAAGUGUUGCAGCUGAAGGCAUCAAUGGUAACGAUGACUUGAAUGACUCUAGCAAAUCGGAAAAGUCCAGCAAAGGACGUGGUGGUGGUUUUUUCUCGUCCGGUCGCAAGAGCAAGAGCGGCUCCCCGACCAAAGAAUCCAAGCAAAAGGAUGGUAAGAGUGGUGAGUUGGUCUACGCUGAACUUGAACACGGUAAGCCUAAUAAUCAAGCUAAUGAUGAUAAAAACCGAGCUUCGCGUCAACCCGGACACACCAGGCCUUAUGAAUACUCAGAUGGUAAAGGUGAAACAAGCCCCACACGAAAAUCUUACAUUCCUGGUGGUUUCCGUUAUGACCAGGAUCCGCAGAGUGGUAAGCGAUCUGGUCAGGAGGGUGAGGGACAGCUGUCACCCACUGCUGAACAAAAGAAGACCGCGAUUGCAUUCAAUUAUGCACCUGGCCAUGAUGACACUCUGAAGAAGACCGCAGAGAAACUAAAGAGCGGCCAGCUAUCACCACGCACGCGUGAUAAGAUAAACAAGGGCCAAUUGUCACCAACGAGUCGCGCGAAACUUUUAAAAGAUGCAAAUCUGUCGCCGACAACACGUGCUAAGCUGCAAGGUAGUGCCGUUGAUGCAGCCGCGUCGCCGUUGUCCGAUGCACAAAAACGAUCUUAUUCGCCAACUAAGGGCCAAGCAGCUGGUUACACUUCAGGUGCUCCUGGCAGUUAUAAGCCACUGGUCGAUCCCACAGCUGCUUUCCUCGAAUCUGAGCGUUACAACAGGGAAGCAUCAGUUGGUUCUGGUACUGGAACUGGUAAAGGUGGCCCCGCCAGUCCUGCUGAUGCAGCAGCGGCUGGAAAAGGAAGGGUUACCACACCAGUUUCUCCUAAAAAAGCCGGCAGUGGGUUGGCUGCAGGCUCUGUUGCUGGAUCCACUCCUGUUAAGGCCAAGAAGAAGCGUGUCAAGAUUAUGGUAAUUACAUCAAAAUUUGAUCCAAGCACGAAGCGCAUAGAUACUGAAAAUGGUGAAAUUGAGCACUCCACGGGCAUACUUGAUCCGGAGAGCGGCCUUAUUGACAGCAAGUAUGGUCAAAUUGAUCCCAGAAAGGGCACUCUACUGGCCUUGAAUACGAAGACCGGCAAAAAUGAAUUAUACCAAGGAGAAGUUGAUCCAAAAACUGGAAAUGUACAGCUAGUGUCUGGUGUUGCAGAUCCUAGCACCGGUCGUUUGGAUGAGAGUUUGGGACAGGUAAUUUGUAUUACGCCACAAGACAAUCCCGUGGUGGAACUCAUUGUUAUCACAAGUCGCAUAGAUCCGGCUACAGGCAAAGUUGAUACAGUCAACGGUGAAGUAGAACGCUCUCUUGGAGUACUAAAUGUGGAUUCAGGCCUGCUUGACACAAAAUACGGUGAAAUUAAUACCAGAACGGGCGAGUUGAAAGCUAUCGAUCCGAAAACAGGCAAAAUUGUGGUCUCCAAAAACGUGAAGGUUGAUCCAGCCACAGGCCAAAUAACUAUAUUGGGGGUCACAGAUCCAAAAACUGGUAAACUAGAUAACGCUCAAGGUCGUAUUAUUGAAGUUGGUCAACAGAUUGAUCCCAUUGUUGAGGUUACUUCACUUGCUGGUAAAUAUGAUUCGAAGAAAAACAUCAUUGAUCCAAAAACAGCUCAUGUUGAAACUUCUGGUGGCCAAUUCGAUCCCAAGGCCGGCAAGAUUGAUACAAAGUACGGUCAAAUUGAUUUGGUUAAACAUACUAUUACCUUCGCCGAUCCAAAAUCCGGCAAAACUGUUACACGUGAUAUCAAAAUCGAUCCAACCACCGGCCAAAUUGUGCUUAAAAAUCAAAUAAAUCCGAAAAAUAACAAACCUGAUAAAGAUUACGCUCGGAUUAUAUCCUUACGAAUUGUUCAGCAACGAGUAGAUCCGAAAACGAAAGCACCAAUUGCUCAAGUCAGCUCAGCGAAGGACAAGGAGAUUAUUGUCGAUCCAAAAUCGAAUCAAAUUUGGAUGCCCACCGGUGCCAGCGACCCGAAUACAAAGGAGUCUCAAUACAUUUCCAGCAGCGUGGAUCCAAAGACCGGUUACGUCAUUACGAUUUAUGGUUACCUCGAUCCCAAAACGAACGAAAUUAAAAAACAAAACAAACUCGACCCCAACACCACCAAAAUAGAACCAUCCUCUGGUAAGAUCUACACCGCUACCGGAGAGGUAGACAAAACCACCGGCGAACCGCUCUAUGCCACCACCCAAGUUGAUCCCGAAUCUGGCGAUGUGUACACUAAAGUCGGACGUGUUGACCCUAAAAGUGGAAAAAUUGUCAUUGUUCGAGUAUUGCUCAUCUCCAAGACCGAUGAGCGCGGCCGACCUGAAGAAAUCGAUCCAGCGACAUGUGAAAUUGAUCCGGUCUCUGGUCGAAUUCUCAAGUUCUUCAACAAAACUGUUUAUGUUUAUACUAUGAUAGAUCCAGUAACAGGUGAAAUUGUACAGGUUGAUCCCAAUGAUCCACGCUUCGCGGGAGCACGCACCACCGUCACACAAACAAUGACACUAACAGGCGAAAUAGAUCCAGUGACAGGACGUAUUAAGAGCGAAUAUGGCGACAUCGAUCCAAAUACAGGCGACAUCGAUCCAGCCACAGCAGUGCGUGACCCAGUGACAGGCAAAUUGAUUCUCAACUACGCUCAAAUCGAUCCAUCACACUUCGGCAAAGAGGCGCAAGUAAGCACAACUACCGAGACCGUUCCAAUCACUCGCGAGCAGUUCUUCGAAGGCGUCAAACACAUGGGCAAAAAUGCGCUGCGCCGCGACUCGGAGGCCAGUUCAGACGAUGACAUGGCACAGCAGUAUGCUAGUGAGAAUAUUAAGGAUAUGGUCCUGAAUAGCCCCAACAAACAAGCCGAUGGCACAACGGUGACCACAACUACAACAAAACAGGCGGGCAAAUAUGGCACACCGACGGUGGUGAAGACAACCACAAAACAAGUGCUAACCAAGAACGAUGACGGCGUAACGCACAAUGUGGAGGAGGAGGUGCGCAAUUUGGGCACAGGCGAGGUUACCUAUUCAACGCAGGAGCACAAGGCUGAUGCUGAUGUAAGCGGUGCCUAUGUAACCGCCACGGCCGUGACCACCCGCACAGCCACUACCCAUGAAGAUUUGGGCAAGAAGGCUAAAACCGAACAACUCGAAGAGAAAACAGUGGCGACGACGCGAACCCACGAUCCUAAUAAGCAGGAACAGCGAGUCGUCACACAGGAAGUAAAGACCACUGCAACGGUGACUAGCGGUGAUCAGUUCCGAGACCGUGGAGACAGUAUUUCAUCGACUAGUUCUGGCGACUCGGGCACGCCCAUCGACGGCCCAUAUGAUGGGUCCAGUGUGGUGCGUACCUCGACCAGUUCCAAGCCUUCGCCUUUGAUUGGAACCAGCUCCACUACGGCAGGCCCACAUGUUGAACAGACCCGCGUCAUAUUGGGAGAAGACACUCCUGGCUACUCGGGACAUGGCGAAAUAGUUUCAACCCAAACGCUCAGCAGUAAAACGCGAACUGUGGAAACUAUAACGUAUAAGACCGAACGUGAUGGCAUUGUGGAAACGCGAGUAGAGCAGAAGAUCACCAUACAAUCAGAUGGCGAUCCAAUUGAUCAUGACAAAGCAUUGGCUGAGGCAAUUCAGGAAGCGACAGCCAUGAAUCCAGACAUGACAGUGGAGAAGAUUGAAAUACAACAACAAACGCAGUAAAAUCAUUAUCUGAAUACGCCCAAUCUACAUAGUAUAUAACAUAAAUAUCCAAUAUAAAUAUAUAGUUUAACUUAAAAGCACCCGCACAUAUACAAAUGCAAGAACCACAUUAGCCCACAUACAUACGAAUGUCUACAAAAAAGCCUUUGACAAAAAAUUUUUUAUAAAUAAUGCUAUAUUUAAAAGAAACCAAUAAGCAAGAGAAAAACUAAACAUAUUUUUUAUUACAUUUUUUUAUUAAUUAUAUUUAAGCCGAUAAUUAUUAUUAAAAACGGAGUAAAUAUAUGUUAAAGUAAAUGCGAAAUUUGAACUAACCUAACAAUUUAAGUUAAAAUAAAUGAAAAGCUUUUAUUAUUAUAUCUUUGUAAUGUUGAUUUUUUUUUAUGUGAAACUGACUAUAAAUACAUUAAACAAUUAAAUAUUGUACAUGCAUUAUGAGAUAAACAUAAAUAAUUACGUAUGUACGUCACUUAGAGAACGGAAGUGAGUGAACGGUUACGGAGGAUACAUGUAUAUUUAUUAAAACAUACAUAUAUCGUCGGUGAUACUGCAAAACGUUCUAUGUCACUUAUUACCUCUGGUGCUUAAUUGAUCUGUUAUCUGUAUUUGAUUGCUUCUGGCAAUCGUUCAUCUUUACCAGCCAAAGGUAGACAGUUUUGUUAUUCGUUUAUUAGAGUGUAACGAUUUGCAGAUGCCGUCCGGUGCAAGCAAGAGACCAUCUUAGUGUCAAGGGUACUAAUAGACAUAGACCGUUUUGCAGUAUCGCCGACGAUAUAUACAUACAUACAUACAUACCUAUGUACAUUAGGCAUAUGACUUUUUUUUAGUAUUGUAUAUACUUAUGAGUAGGGAAUGAGGAGUGGUUGAAAACUAACAAGAAUAAUGUUUGUAACAAUAUUUGGUAAAACAGGUCACGUAGGAAACUCCGAAAAAGAAUAUAUGGCGUCUUUUACUUUUACUUGAGUAUUGUCUACAUCAUGCAUACAUAUGUGCAUGCAUAUGUGUGGAACUGAAAAAAAUGAUAUGUAUGGAAAAUUCCGAGUCAACCGAAUCAUCACUGCGACCAAAAAUUGAAGGCACAAAUUUUUAUUCGCAGUCAUAAUUCGGUUGACAUGGAAUUUUCCUUACAUUUGUAUGUAUGUACAUUUUCAUAGCUGUAUUGAUUAACAAUAGCUCAUUAGGAGAAAAUAUGUCUUAAUUUUUACUACGGGAGCGUAUGUAAACCACUACAUAUAUAUGCCACUAUUGCAAAAAAUCGACGAUAAUAUAUACUACAUAUGUACAUACAUAUGUAUAUAUACCAUUUUUACAAAUACGUUAUCGCAAUACCCUGGGCGAACUUUUUAUAGCAAAUUUUCACAAAAGCGUUAUUUUUGUUGGUUUUUUUAUCGCUCCUAGUUCUCUACUCAUAGGUAAAUAUCGUUCGCUCAGAGUGAAAAUUGGUUAAGUACAGUUUUUUAAAUUUUACAAUAGAGAAGAAAUAUUUCCGAAACUCGUUUUCUUCAAAUAUUUUUCAAAAAUGGCAAAGCUCGAAGCUAAGAAACCUUUGGCAUUAUUUUGAAUUUAUCUGAUUUUUUAGUCAUUUUUUGGACUUAGCAAAUUUUCAUUUCGUACAGAAAUGAGAAAAAAUAAAAUAAUUAAUUCAGUCCCUUUUGCUUUUUUAAUUUUCCAUGCGUCCUGUAGCAAGAUGUAAGUUUUCGUAAAAAUAGACUUAACAACCUUUCACUUUAAGCUAGCGAUAUAAUAUUAAAAAAGUCAUAUGCAUCUACAUAUGGUCAUCUGAUAUGCAAAAAGUCAUAACUAAUAAAAAUUGAAAAUGAAAUUUUUGAUUAAUAUGAUGGAUUUCAUCGAAUUACAACUCUCCACAUCAUUUUAUGAAAAAAAAAUUAAAAUAUUUGUCACAACUUUUUCCAUUUCAUUUACGAUGUUGUUACGUCUUUUUGCAUUUCAGGUGACGAUAUGUACAUAUAUACGUAUAAUCAUUCAUAAUGCGAAUAAAGUUUGACUCUACCAAUGUGGAAAUUUAAAAUAGUUUACACUUUGUACUUUUGACACACAACCAAUUCCACAAA